GCAUAAACUGUUUAUUAUCAGACAAAAAUGAUGUUUGCUUUUAUAAGGUGGUCACAUCCACCUAGCUGAUUUAAUUUUCAUAUAUUUAUUGGUGCUAAUUAGAAGUGGUACAACAACAGAAUGGCAAAAGAAAAGCAUAUCACUGAAACUUCACUUGGAUCACGACUUAGAGAUGACGCCACAAAGAUAUUUGAUUGCUUCUUAAUCGUUGAACGAAAUGCUGAAGAAAAUGGCCCUGCAACUGAACUUAUUUUUCCUAGUGAAUUUCAAGAUAAAGAAAUAAUUCAACAGUCUUUGUUAUUUUGCUUUCCUUUUGACCGAUCAGCCAAUGAAAGUCCGCUUAAAAAGAACUCGAACCAUUACACCUUUAUCCUCACUGACAUAGAAGGAAAACAUAGAUUCGGUUUUUGUAAACUCACCAACAAUGCUACAAAGUGCUACUGCUUAUUGAGCUUUAUGCCAUGGUUUGAAAUCUUCUAUAAAAUGUUGAAUUUUGUAUGUGAGUUACGGACACAAAAUCAACAUGAUGCUCUCAUGACUAUGAUACAGAACCUUUAUAAUGAACCAGUUCCUUCUUCAUUGCAAACCUUCAGAAUAAAUGAAACUUUGGUUUUCACAGCUCCUGACAUGACAGCUUUAUCUUCAAUCCCAGAAAACCGAAACCUUUCGGAAUACUAUUCAAAUGUUAACACUGGUUUUAUGAUGGAUAUGUUCACCAGUUUAAUGUUUGAACGAAGAGUUAUAUUUACUUCAACCAAUCUAAGCACUCUGACAUCUUGUGUACAUGGUGCAGAAGCUCUGUUACGUCCCCUACACUGGCAACAUAUAUUUAUCCCUGUUAUGCCGGCCCAUCUGGUUGACUAUUGCCUAGCCCCAAUGCCAUAUUUGGUCGGUGUCCACUCUUCUUUGAUGCCCAAGGUCCGAGAUAUGAUAGCGAUGGAUUGUGACAUCAUAGUGGCGGAUAUAGACAAGGAAGAAAUCGAAAGCGUUCACGAGGAUAUGGAACGCAUGCCUAGUGAUGUAAUGUCGUUUUUAAAAUCGUUGCUAAGAAAACCAACAGUGAUGGUCGGCACCAACCUAUCGAUGGCGUUUCUGCGGGCACAAGCGAGACUUAUUGGAGGGUAUCGUGAUGGUUUAAAGUUUCGACCUGGUGAAGCAAUUGUGUUUGACGAGGAUGCAUUCAUAGAGUCGUACAAAACCUCUUCUGGUCGUGAGUACGCACGUAUGCUGGUCCAACUUCAAACUUUCAAGCAGUUUGUGGAUGGUAGACUUGAUAUGCUGAAUGCGGGCAUUGGUUUUCGGGACGUGUUUGAAAACGAAGUCAAUAUUGUGGAUGCUGCAAAAGGAAACAGCAGUGAAACUUACAAGGAAUGGGUUAAUGCAGCAAAGAAAGGAGGAAAUGAGCUUUUUAUGCAGUUUAAGCGCAAAGCUAAAGGGAACAUGAAAGCUUUUCAAAAUGCUCUUAAACAACCUGACAAAACAAUAAUAAGCCCAACCAAAGAACAAAAAACUCUGGAAGAAGCACCCAAAAGGAUACGACCGUCGAGACCUGCUCGACUCCCCCACCAGACCCAUCUAAGGUGGAAGAAUUAAG
Messenger RNA from Ciona intestinalis (vase tunicate), 1594 nucleotides. Lineage: Eukaryota; Metazoa; Chordata; Ascidiacea; Phlebobranchia; Cionidae. The record is from RefSeq and is a predicted model, not a curated record.